UUCAUCUCAACCAGUAACUUAUAAGUUAACUUAUACUGUUCACAUAGAAUAAAUAAAAAAGUGUCAUAUUACAACAGCUUUAUACAACUAUCAAGAACCAUAAGCCUUACGGUACUGUACCCUACCAAUUUCAGUCAGUUCGCGCAUUCUUUGAUGCUCUCUAAAACACAGCGAGACAACCUAUAUUCCAUAAACUAGUUUAUGUUGUCCAAACACAAUAAUUGUUCAUAAACAAUACAUCAAAUACGACCUCCUUACUCAGAAGGCUGUUAUUCAUACAAAUAUUCUCGCUUUUAUUAUUCUUAUGUUACUCCUCUUUGUAGUGUGUGUGCGAAAUAGUGUAAAAAAAAGUUGUAAAAAUGUGACAGAAUUUGAGCCUGAUUAAGAAGUUUGAACUUUAUUACUUUAGACGUAGAUAUCAAAGUCUAAAUUGUUAUUAAAUGCAGAUAAAAAUAAACACAAUACAACUUUUUUUUUCUAAAAUAACGUUCCAGUGUUUCAAAAUUAGAACACAAGUUCAAAACUGAAUGCAUAAAUGAUGACAAUGAAGUAAUUUUUACUGUUGCCGCCUCCGUGAAGUGGGUUACGAACUUUUAAUUUUAAAAUUAGAACCCGAGUUUUUGUUUUUAAUUUGUGACAUUAAAUUCUAAAUUUAAAAUGUAUAAAUGUGUGCAAGUGUGUGUGUUAUGUUAUGUGUGUUUUGUAGUGUUCAUCCUUAUAGACUAUAGUAAAGCUAAUGAUCCAGGUCACCAUAUACAUAGGAGAUACCUAAGCUUAAGGAAUAUGUCUCAUUUCUUUCUCCGUUUCAACUUCAAAGUGAACAUGGUGCCUUGGACGCAGAUAUUUGCCCAAGCUCUCGGGUUCCGUAUGAACUGGGACACUCCGCCUGACACCUUCCAUCCAUACAGGAACCAUUUCAUACAUAGACGCACUCUGUAUAGUCAUACCGAGGAAUUAUUGGAUAAGAACGGCCUGAAUGGAUUCCACUGCGUUCGUCGGGCCAUUUGUGAAAUGGAAAUGAUAGAAGAACCACGAAAAAUGUACCACAAACUUUUAAAAAUGGUUUUCAGGCAGCAAUCAUCAGACACGGACAGAUGGCACAACAGAACGGCAGAAGAUUGCAAACUGUCUCAGUUAUCCUGCCCAUUCUCUUUCCUGGACGUUUCAUUGUUUACCGAUACUGUUUAAAUAAAGUUAUUAAAUUAGUAACUAAUUUAGUCAUGUAAAUAUUUUAGGUAAUAAAUUGUGUUCUUAUUUUAUUCUCCUUCAAAAUCCCUGGGCUGCAAGACAUUUGCAGAACUA
Messenger RNA from Spodoptera frugiperda (fall armyworm), 1302 nucleotides. RefSeq lists its product as uncharacterized. The coding region runs from base 658 to 1188 and encodes 176 amino acids. The transcript is spliced from 4 exons. Lineage: Eukaryota; Metazoa; Arthropoda; Insecta; Lepidoptera; Noctuidae. The record is from RefSeq and is a predicted model, not a curated record.